AUGAAGGAAUUUUUUAGUUAACUUGUGUUUAACAUAGAGGUUAAGAAAUAUUUAUACAUAUUUAGUCAUUGAUUGAUAAUAUUGAAUAAAUUUUCUUUUUAGAAUGCGAAAAACAACAGACUUUACACAAAAAUCAAGUAAAAUAUUAUUUAGUAUUAAUAGCCAAAUUAGUCCUAAAUAUUUAUAAUAUAUAUAAAUCAACCAACAAAUUUGUCUUAAUACUGCAAUCUCGCAUAAUUUAUGAACAAAACUGAAGUCUUCUAUACAUAUACUUGCAAUAGAUCUAAAUAUUCACGAGGUUUUUUAUUUAAUAAAUAAUGCUUUUUAAUACUUUUUGAUUAAGUUGUAAAUGGAAAGCCAUUCCCCUCUAUUGACAUAUUGAAGAAUGUCAUUAAUAAAAAUAGAUGA
Molecule: messenger RNA, 408 nt
Organism: Paramecium octaurelia
Lineage: Eukaryota; Ciliophora; Oligohymenophorea; Peniculida; Parameciidae
Source: the annotation of a GenBank genome assembly